AAGUCCAUAAACAUAAUAAUGAUGGAUCACUUCAAACCAUAAAACUCGUGUUUGUUUGCGUUUGAAUGAAUGCUGUGUAGAGGUUUUAAUGAUGUGGCAGUGUGCAUCAAUUUUUAUAAUUUUUUCAUAGUCUUAUCUACAUUCAAAACUGCAAACAAGUGUAUUUAUGAUGGGGUUAACCUAGACAAAGCCCUAGAGUAAACUUUCUUAAACUGCCCUCAUCUCUUAUUUUACUAUUGAGAUAGGUCAUCUCAAACGUAAAACCUAAAAGUCUAUAAGCUGCUCAUGUUCUUGUUUGAGAACCAGUGAUCUGGAAUAAUAUAAACCUGAAACAAAUUGAAUGAAAAUAAGUGCAUUACAGCUGUCUUUGCACUUAUAUCUCUGAUAUUGUUGGCCUUCUGAACUUUACUUUUACAUUUAUAUACACAGGCUGAUAACAGAGAUUUAGGUUAAAGCAACAAGUCCCAAGUUCAGCCAUUAACUUGGUGAACUUGUUGGGUAACAGCAAAGAUAAGAUACUUUCCCAGUGAAAUCUGCCCCUAGGUCUUCUCCGCUAUUACGCUUUACUAGCUGAUUUGACUUGUUGAUUUGGUUCAGUAAGAACUCAAACAUGGCUCAGCAGGAAUACAAAAUGCUUGGUGACAAAAUGUUCACCUACAAAGGAACUGUUAUAAGUUUGGCAGAAAAUCAUGAUCUUACUCCAGAAUAUAUCGACAGUUUACAGGAUUUUGAAACAAAGGAUGAUGACGUCUUUGUUGUUACCUUCCCCAAAUCUGGUACGGUGUGGACCCAGCGGAUCAUGACGUUAAUAUAUGCAGAAGAUUUCCCGGACAAAGCCAACCAGAUCACAUACGAACAGAUGCCUUGGCUGGAGUAUCGGAUCACAGGGAGAGAUUACAACACACGUCCAUCUCCAAGACUCUUCUGCUCCCAUUUACUCCAGCCGCUGAUGCCCAAAAUGCUGCAAAGAAAAGGAAAAGUCAUCUAUGUCAUGAGAAACCCUAAAGACGUCAUGGUGUCAUAUUUCCAUUUUUCCAACAACUUGAAACAACUGGAUUCUUCUGAGAGCUUCAAUGAGCUGCUGGAAAAAUUCUUCACUGGAUACAUGGUUGGUGGCUGUUGGUUUGACCAUGUUAAAGGAUGGAUCACAAAUCAAGACAAAUACAACAUCCUGAUCCUUACUUAUGAAGAAAUGAUCAAGGACCUCAGAUCCGUCGUUGUGAAAAUCUGUGAGUUUGUGGGAAAGAAUCUGUCAGAUGCAGCGAUUGAUAAAGUGGUGGAGGCAGCAACAUUCAAGCACAUGAAGAAAGACCCGUUAGCCAACUAUGAAUCCCUUUUUCUGACUGCCGCAGACCAUCCAAAAGGACUUUUUUUGCGCAAAGGAACAGUUGGGGACUGGAAGAACUCUUUAACCGUGGCUCAGAGUGAAUGUUUUGACCACGUCUACCAAGAAAGAAUGAAGGACGUUCCUCUUAACAUGGUCUGGGACAUCUCAGAAUUGCAUGGAUGAAAACUCAAGACGUGGCAUACAUUUUACAACCUAAUAAAGAUAAAACCCUAUCAUGAUAAUAAAAGGAAACACUUACAUGACUACAUGACCACAUACAUGUUGGUUACAUGACCAUAUCAAAAAGGAAAACAAUCAGUGAUUGAUGAGGUUAAUAUUGGCCUUCUGAACUUUC
Carassius auratus (goldfish) is the source of this 1682-nucleotide messenger RNA. Its product is annotated as amine sulfotransferase-like. Lineage: Eukaryota; Metazoa; Chordata; Actinopteri; Cypriniformes; Cyprinidae. Gene Ontology annotation, molecular function: sulfotransferase activity. Bases 611 to 1510 code for a protein of 299 amino acids. The record is from RefSeq and is a predicted model, not a curated record. The transcript has 6 exons.